Molecule: messenger RNA, 1169 nt
Organism: Frankliniella occidentalis (western flower thrips)
Lineage: Eukaryota; Metazoa; Arthropoda; Insecta; Thysanoptera; Thripidae
Product: polycystic kidney disease protein 1-like 3
Exons: 8
Source: RefSeq, a predicted model, not a curated record
CAUUCCUGCGUUGAGACUAGCGUUGAGUAGCCGCCAGUCGUCCAUUGCUCACCUCGUCCAUUCCUCAUCUCGUCCACUCGAAGCCAUCCGCCGUCAUGCAAUCUAACAGAGAUAAUCAGGGAGCGCCUCCACAACCUGACGCAGGAUCCUCUGCGACUCCUGGAAGUAGUUCUCAAGGUCAAAGUACUCCUCAACAUCCAAGCUUCGCCUGUCCUGCCAAUGUCAACGGUGCUGCGUCUCAUGGGAGUGGAACGAGUCAGAGUCAUGCGGACAUGAGGACUCUUCUGGGCCUCCUGCCGAGUGCCCUCGCCCAACACCAGCCUUCCAGCUCGUCAUUCAAUGCUGCGCAACAACUUGGAGGCUCAACUCCAGGAAUUUCUCAAGGCAGCUCGACUCCGCUGUCGGCCACUCCAGGAACUCCCACGAAUGGGAUCCCAGGAACCCCCACGAAUGGGAUGAUGGGUUUCAGUUCUCUCCUGAACUUCCUACCCACUGGGCAUGUUGCUCCCGGAUUUAAUGCUGGACAACCUGUGACCCCUGGAGCAUCUAAUGCAAACUUGAGUAGUCUCCUAAGUCUUUUAUCACCUGGCCAACCCUCUGCUCCAUCUGCUGUGCCCAGCACAUCUCAUGGUGCUUUUGGGAGCCAGCAACCUGCAACUGUUCCAUGCCCUAAUGAUCCAGCAGGACUCUUGGCUUCCUUGAUGGCUAUGGCUGCUCCCCAACAACCAGCAGUUGCGGCUCCAACCAACUCAAACGCUUUCAUGAACCUCCUGUCUUCCUCGGUCCAACCUGCUGAUGUCAGUUCGAUCCUUGAAGGAUUUGCUAACCAGCAGCAGCAGCAGCAAGUUCAGCAAAGCCGUGACAAUGGUCUAUCUGCUCUGAUGUCCAUGUUGGGAGGUGGCGGCAGUGGUGUGGCAAUGGCUGGAGCCAUGAAUGCAGGUGGCCGGCUUCUCCCAUUCGAAUUCAAGAACAGCAGAGGAAGGCCGCCUAAACAGAGGAAAACUAUUCUGAAGCGUUUAGGAAGCAAUCUGGCCUCAAUGAUGCAAGCUGCUGCAGUUCAGACGGCGGGUGUAUCUUCCCUCGUGCCUGCUCCUGCAAUGGCCCAAGCACCAGCACAGCAGGAGCCUGCCACACCUCCUGCAAGCUCACUAGGUCUCAGAUCAUGCCAG